This is a messenger RNA of Penicillium riverlandense, 786 nucleotides long. Its product is annotated as lanthionine synthetase C family protein. Gene Ontology annotation, cellular component: plasma membrane. Lineage: Eukaryota; Fungi; Ascomycota; Eurotiomycetes; Eurotiales; Aspergillaceae. The transcript is spliced from 2 exons. Bases 1 to 786 code for a protein of 261 amino acids. The record is from RefSeq and is a predicted model, not a curated record. Gene Ontology annotation, biological process: carbohydrate metabolic process; peptide modification.
AUGACCGGCAUCCUGGCAAUUCUGCUAGCAUGCAAGCCCGAGGAAUUGAAACCUUACCUAUCUGACCUCGGAGGGACCAUCACCACCCUCUGCCAGCUCUGCAUAGCGAACAACGGCCACCUCCCCAUGUCCAUUCCUUCGUUCAAGAAGAAGGACUUGUUUGGUCCCCAUCUCCUGCAAAUCUGCCACGGCAGCCCCGGCAUCCUGACCCUCAUGGCCGCCGCCCUGAAGAAUCGGCCAUUGGCUGAGGCUUUCUGGCACCCUGAAUGGGAUCAGGCGAUCUACAUGGCUACUGAACGCACCUGGGAGGAAGGAUUAUUGUCCAAGGGAGGCAGUCUGUGCCACGGGAUUGCCGGCAACGCCUACCCAUGGCUGUUGCUGCAUGACUGCUAUGAAGAUUCAGAGUAUAUUAACAACCCUCGACAAGCGUACCUACGGCGCGAGAAGACAUCGACUCUCCCGGAUGUCUGUCGGACACUCACUGGGGACUUUUUCCUCUCUCGGGGGCUGGCUUUCUUGCUGCAUGCGCGCGACACCAGGCCAUACAAUACUGCGCCAGGGCCAUCCGACCGAGAUUAUCGUCCGCCUGAUGAUCCGUGGUCGCUGUUUGAGGGACUUCCGGGUACGGUGUGCGCGUGGGCCGAUGCCUGUGCUGUAGUUCAGGCGAGACUGCGCCAGAUGGAACUCGGUGUUUCGGCCUAUACAGAUCCUGCAUUCCAGGAAGCCAGGCGUAGUCAACUCGGAUUCCCGGGUUUGGGUGGAAAUGGGGUCAAGGGUGUGUUCUAA